This is a messenger RNA of Aphanomyces astaci, 402 nucleotides long. RefSeq lists its product as hypothetical. NCBI's taxonomy places the organism in Eukaryota, Oomycota, Saprolegniomycetes, Saprolegniales, Verrucalvaceae. The transcript has 2 exons. The record is from RefSeq and is a predicted model, not a curated record. Bases 1 to 402 code for a protein of 133 amino acids. Gene Ontology annotation, biological process: proteolysis. Gene Ontology annotation, molecular function: serine-type endopeptidase activity.
AUGGCCGAUUUGCCGUCUCGCGAUGAAAUACCAUUCAUUUUGUCGUUUGAAAUCGUUCCGGGGGAUGUGCUCACUUGGGUACGCGCCUGGGGAGUCACGAGUCGUGGCUCGAAAUCGCCAGUGCUCAAAGAGCUCAACGUCGCGACCUGGGACCAGACCAUGACUUCGGCUGCGGUGUACCCCUCGCCACUGCUCAAUACGGAGUUGGGUGCUCGAGGGGAGAGCCGAGAAGGCAUUUGUAAUGGCGACUCGGGAGGACCGUUGACCAUCGAAGAAAACGGUACCGCGCGCUUGGUGGGGUUGGCCGUCUGGGUAAUUCGCUGUGGUCUGGGCGGAAAGCCAGGUGUGUAUGAACGCGUCAGCACUUCUCGUGACCUCAUUGAACCGUACUUGCCGAAGUAA